AUGCUAUUCUUUGACUACCUCUUCACGGCUGGCCUGUUGGCUGCCACGCUACCUGCUGCCCAGGCAUAUGCCACUAAAAGGUCACAAAUGCUACGAACCGUCGUAACGACAGACCUGGAGCAGGACGACUUAGCCUCUCUGGUCCGUUACCUGCUAUACACCAAUGAACUCGAUACCCAGGGUAUCAUUUACACAUCUAGUCGAUACCACUGGUCUGGUGAUGGCAAUGGCACCAAGUUCUUUAUCUCCGACAGAGAAUACAGCACUCCACAGUGGACCUGGCGUUGGACGGGCACGCGGACCAUCCAAGAUAUACUCCUCCAGGUGUAUGCCGAGGUUUAUCCGAAUUUGAACUGCCAUGAUCCAUUUUACCCUACGCCGGAUGAGUUGUUGUCUAAGGUCAAAAUUGGCAAUAUCAAUUUUGAGGGUGAAAUGGAACUUGACACUGACGGUUCGAAUCUGAUCCGGUCAUUGCUUCUGGAUAAAGACCCGCGACUUUUGUACUUGCAGGCAUGGGGUGGAACCAACACCAUCGCUCGUGCCCUAAAGUCAAUCGAGGAGCAACACUCAAAGUCACAGCAGUGGAAUAAGACCAGAGACGCCAUUUCUCGCAAAGCGAUCAUCCUGGCUAGUGGCUUCCAGGAUGAGACAUACGCGGACUACAUUGCCCCCAACUGGCCACAGAUCCGGGUUGAGGAGCUCUCAGCUGGAUACAAAACGUGGGGUUACAAUUGCAAGGGUAUGGGUAAUCCCCGUGGCUAUCCGGACGACGAAGAAUACUUCUCGGGUGAUUGGAUCAAGGCGCACAUAGAAACAGGACCUUACGGGAAGCUCUAUCGUGCUUGGCUCGACGGCCAGUCAAUGCCAGGUGACCCUGAGGAUGUCUUCGGGAAUUUGGCAGAGCUGCAAUCUUCAAGCCAAUGGUGCAAGCCGACUGGUUCGUACGGCUUCUUGUCCGAGGGUGACAACGUCGUCUUCAAUCCCUUGUUGACGACCGGUCUCCAAGACCCAGCUAAUCCGACACUCGGUGGCUGGGGUGGCCGAGCUGUUCAAAACACCACUUCGCCGAACCUAUGGAAGAUGGUUGAAAGCGAGAAGAACCACACUGGUUAUGAGGCCGCUUACUAUACAACGGAUCGUUGGGCAGCCGCUGUCCAAAAUGAUUUUGCUGCUCGGAUACAGUGGACCUUGACAGCGAACUAUACACGUGCCAACCAUGCCCCGGUGGUCAAGUGUCUGAACGGAACUGAAGUGAAUGCGCGUGCUGGACAAACAGUGAUGUUGGCAGGUGUAGUUAGCGAUCCUGAUCUCGACAAGGUCACCACAUCCUGGUGGCAAUAUCUCGAAGAGGGGACGUACCCAGGGGUUGUGACUGUGACUGAGGGUGGCAACAAUACGGCGAAUAUUGCAAUUCCUGCAGAUGCAAAGGCUGGUCAAACCAUCUCAAUCAUUCUACAAGCAACGGAUGACGGGCAGUUCCCAUUGACCCGAUAUGGCCGUACUUUCAUCCAUGUGAUCUAA
Messenger RNA from Penicillium subrubescens, 1521 nucleotides. RefSeq names its product DUF1593 domain-containing protein. The record is from RefSeq and is a predicted model, not a curated record. The transcript has a single exon. Gene Ontology annotation, molecular function: hydrolase activity, hydrolyzing N-glycosyl compounds. Lineage: Eukaryota; Fungi; Ascomycota; Eurotiomycetes; Eurotiales; Aspergillaceae. The coding region runs from base 1 to 1521 and encodes 506 amino acids.